Guillardia theta CCMP2712 is the source of this 477-nucleotide messenger RNA. RefSeq lists its product as hypothetical. The transcript is spliced from 4 exons. The record is from RefSeq and is a predicted model, not a curated record. The annotation marks the transcript as partial. NCBI's taxonomy places the organism in Eukaryota, Cryptophyceae, Pyrenomonadales, Geminigeraceae.
GCGGGCAAGCUUUCCUUGACCAAGGUCAUGAUCGGGCACAACAAGAUGGAUGGAAUUGCAAUCCUCGACGCGGGAGAUGGUCAGGGAGGGUGCGAGAGCGAAGUCAGAGAGGCUUCUGUUGUCCGCAACGGACGGUUCGGAGUCUCCGCCAUGGGCUCCUGCUCCUGCCGCCUCCUCAAAGUCAAAGUUGAGAGCAGCGGAGACGGUAGCGGGGACGGCGGACACGGCGUUGCAGCACUAAAGGGAGCGCUUGUGUCCGUGACAGAGUGCAGGAUAGCUCAUAACAAGAAGUGUGGAGUCCUAGUGCAUGGAGCUUCACCAGGAGGAAGAGCAUCGGGCGUGAACUUGAAGAAAUCUGUCGUGCAGGGGGAAGUGGAGGGAGACUAUCGCGUGGAACGAGGAACCCUCCUGCCUGUCCUCACCGUCGCUGCGGUAUCGGUACUCCUCUAUGUCUUCCUCCGCAAGUCAAGGACUUGA